CCUGCUACUAUACUCACAGAUCGCAGGAAGACCUUUCCCGCUAUUCAUGUUCUGCUUAGCGGAAUGGUAGGCUCCCUCAUAAGCCAUCUUGUCCAGUGACACUCUCACUACCGUUCCGCCCGCGCGACCCUCCUGGAUUGGAGCUGAAACUGCUAUGGAGAAGCUCAAGAACAAAUUAUUGCAACAUCACAGGCGAUCCCGUCAAGUCACUCCGACGCCAAACAACUUCCGGCAAUGGGCCGUAGCAUUUAUCGUAUGUAACUUCAACGUGGAUGUUGGCCCAGAGAUCGAGAUAGUAUAUCCACCCAACACGCAGUUCUCUACUAGCGAUCUCUCCGCCAUCUGCUUCAAUAGCUUUCCCGAACGUCAGGAUACCGAGACUGCAGCGGAUCUGACCUUUCAUUUCACCAUCCCCAACAACUCUCCUGAUAUAUCGCUGGAUUCCCCCUGCUCGCCACAUGGUAGCGCCACCGAAUUCUACGGAAACGCAGUUUUCCGCCAAGAAUAUGACCAUUCUAUGAAGCGAAGUUUCAACCAACGAACACUGGUUAUGAUUACGACUCAUGAAUUCCCUGCAUUCUUCAUCCACCUUCUUAAGGAGAUGACAUCGUCUGGUGUUAUCAGUGAUCCGACCGCUCUCGAGACUGCACACAAUCAGAUGCUCACAUGGGCUCCCCCUUCGCUGGGCAAACAUGAACUCCCAUUCAUGGGUUCCAUGUUGACACUUGAGAUAACCCCACAUCCCGCAUUUCCUCUUCAGGGACUCGUAUCUACAAGACCAACCAUAUCAGCCACUGGAAGGGCCCCCUCCAUCUACGCUUACGAACCACUUGGGACCUGGGAAAACAUUAUGCAAUUCAUGCCAUGCUUGUCCGAUCUCGAUGUCGUUUACGAGAAAUUGCUACUGUGCGAAAGUAUAAUCGUGCUUGCCAAGAGCCCACAGCUUUGCAGUGAAGGCGUAAGUGCUCUUGUCGACCUAAUUCGGCCAAUUCCCUAUGCCGGAGAGGUCAAGCCAUAUAUGACCAUGCAAUCCGAGUUUCGGUCCAUUGGUAUCGACGGGGGAACACCUCGACCGUUCAUUAUUGGAAUUACGAAUCCUUUCCUUUUGAAACGCGUCUUGGGUGCCUCUGAGACCAGCAAUCGCAGUAAACCACACGUGCUAUAUCUCCACGCCUCCGAAGAUCCGGUCCCAAUAAAGAGACAUCGUUCCAUGCACCACCGCAACCAAAGUUUUGACAUGCCGGGAGGCAUCGAUUCCCAGACUGUGUCCAAAAGAUUCGUCAAAAGCGACCGCACCUUCGUACAGACCGUAGAUACACUGCUAAGAAGCAGCCCGGCAAAUCAUGAGCUCUCGUCCCUGAUCCGCCGACACUAUGCCGAGUUGACGGCUCAAUAUCUCGCACCAGUCAACAGGUACCUCGCCACCAGCGCGUCCACCAACUUCACCUCUCCGGGAGGAGACUACCGUUACGCCAACUUUUCCGAAGCCGACUUUCUCUACAGUCUCUCCAAGCACGGCAGCUCUAUGAAGUUCAGGGGACAAAGCCCAAUGCAGAGACAUAAAGCACGCGACAACCUAUACGAGAGUUUCUGCCGGUCUCCAAACUUCUACUCUUGGCUCGAUAUGAAGCUAGGUCUCGAGAAAGAAGCCUCGGCAGGCCUGCUUUCUGCUACGCCUGUCCAGGCUUCGCCAGCCCAAUCUACCGGAUCGCUCUAGAGCAGCAUCACACAACCUCAGCCUGUACAUCUUGUACACGAGAAGGCCAACUAAUCCCAUCUCCAGUCUCGAAUACCUACUUUGAGCUGGCUCUAUCGGCCCGAGGCUGUGGAAUAGCUCCUCGCUGUUUGGGGAGCUU
Mytilinidion resinicola is the source of this 1856-nucleotide messenger RNA. RefSeq lists its product as uncharacterized. The coding region runs from base 155 to 1717 and encodes 520 amino acids. Gene Ontology annotation, cellular component: recycling endosome. The transcript is spliced from 5 exons. Gene Ontology annotation, molecular function: guanyl-nucleotide exchange factor activity. NCBI's taxonomy places the organism in Eukaryota, Fungi, Ascomycota, Dothideomycetes, Mytilinidiales, Mytilinidiaceae. The record is from RefSeq and is a predicted model, not a curated record.